UGAAAUUUCCAAAGCUCCUCAAGAAAAAAAAAUGGCAAUAUAUUCCUUUAUUCUGCUCUUGCUUUCCCUUGUAUACACCAGUUGUGAGGCCAGAUCUCCAGUCGCUGCAACCUCUCGUGCCUCGAGUUUCGUCAAGGCUUCAUGUAGUACCACUAAAUACCCAGCCCUUUGCAUUCAGUCUCUGGCUGCGUCUGCUCCUUCCAUCCAGCAGAGCCCACGGCAACUGGCUCAGACAGCCCUGUCGGUGAGCCUGGACAGGGCUAGGGCCACACAGGCAUUCGUCUCCAAAAUGAAGAAAUUCAAGGGGCUUAAGAAGAGGGAAUACGAAGCAAUCAAAGAUUGUAUGGAAGAGAUGAGUGAAGGGGUGGACAGGCUGAGCAAAUCGGUGCAAGAGCUGAAGCACAUGGGGCAAGCCAAGGGUCAAGAUUUCUUGUGGUACGUCAGUAACUUGGAGACGUGGGGCCACGUCGCCGCUACUGAUGCUUCCAGAACGUCCACGCAACGCCGCCUCUGUCAAGUGCCUCGUCCAGCUGGUGCCGACACUCCUCCAGCUACUGCUGCCGAAGUCUCCAGAUGGCCACCCAUGUCAAUGCCUUAUGGUGAGUCACCACAUAGUUUGGUGACUCACCACCAAGAGCUCUAUUAUCCGGUCCAAGGCAAGCUCGGUGGUGGUUAUAAAACCACCAAACCUACGAAAGGAAGAGAACAGAGAGCAACCCAAGAGAACAGAAAGCAAGAAACGACGAGAAAAAAAAACACAAACAACGACCACAACAACAACAGCAACACCAACAGCAAACAAGAAGAGAAAAACCGAAGGAAAAAUUAA
Messenger RNA from Hibiscus syriacus, 829 nucleotides. Its product is annotated as 21 kDa protein-like. Gene Ontology annotation, molecular function: enzyme inhibitor activity. The coding region runs from base 32 to 829 and encodes 265 amino acids. The transcript is spliced from 2 exons. Gene Ontology annotation, biological process: negative regulation of catalytic activity. Lineage: Eukaryota; Viridiplantae; Streptophyta; Magnoliopsida; Malvales; Malvaceae. The record is from RefSeq and is a predicted model, not a curated record.